This is a messenger RNA of Durotheca rogersii, 2343 nucleotides long. RefSeq lists its product as uncharacterized. Lineage: Eukaryota; Fungi; Ascomycota; Sordariomycetes; Xylariales; Xylariaceae. The record is from RefSeq and is a predicted model, not a curated record. Bases 656 to 2137 code for a protein of 493 amino acids. Gene Ontology annotation, biological process: regulation of DNA-templated transcription. The transcript is spliced from 3 exons. Gene Ontology annotation, molecular function: protein binding; zinc ion binding; sequence-specific DNA binding.
CCCCCCCCUCCCCCUCCACCAUCCACCAUAUCCAUCUGCUCAUCCACUCACCAACCUGCCCACAUACGUGCCAUCGACUCUCAAUACCUACAUAUCUCCAUGCGUAUCUCGAGAUAUCUAACCUGCCUCCCUGCUCCCAUACCUCACUCCCUCGUAUAUCGACCCUCGGGAGGCAUUGCGAGUAUUGCCUAGGAUCCCUUCCUGCUGCUUGACCGGUCUCGUUUCCUUCGCUCUCCUCGCCAUCCUCCUCAGACCGAGUACCUGACCUCUUCCGCCUAUAUAUCUCCUUUCGCCCUUUUCUUUUCUUUUCUCCUUUUUGCUUUCUUUCUCUCUCCUCCUUUCUCUCUCCUCUCCUUUCUUUUUCUAAAAAAAGAAAAGAACAUCCUCGGCUUCUCUUUAUGAAAGGGACAAGCCUCGCAACUAGAUCCGGCUCAAUGUGAUGUGAUUUACUAAGUAACUGGAUGCCUGAGUGAUUGAUUGAUCUAAUCUGUCCGCCCGUUUGUUCGCCCUCUCAUUCGUUGCUCGAGUGACCCGAUGCUCUCGCUGCACAGAUCUGAGCGCUUCGGGUUCUCCUGCAAGAAUCACCUCUCCAUUGCCUCGCAUUCGACAACGGAUCAGGUCCAGCUUGCCGCCGCCACGACCCACUCGCGCCAUCAUGGACCACGGGCCGCCGCCGCCGCCAAACCCCAACAGCAUGUUCGACUUCUCUGCGCCGGCUUCGAUGAACCCGAUGACCAACAGCGGCCAGAACGACCUGAUGUCGCUUUAUGAUAGCUCCCUAUUCGCAAACUUCGAGGGCCUGCCGAUGAGCAUCGACGGCCUCGGCGACGUCGGAGCGGUCCCGCCGCCGCAUUUCCCACCACCGUCGGCCGCAGGAGUGAACCCGCAAGCGGCGCUGGUGCCAAACGGUGCUGCACCAUUUGCGUCCGCUGCCGAUGCCAGUUCCGGGCCCCCGCCGUCCACAGGUAUAAUAACUCCGAGCUUCGUCGCCCCGCCUCAACCCAGCGCACAAGGAGGGAGCACUCUGACCGAGUUCACCAAGAGGAGGAAUUGGCCCGCCAAAGUCAUCGAGGAGUUGAAGGACUUGCUUCAACUUCUGGACGCCCACGGGAGAAUUAAAUACGUAUCGCCAAGCGUUUUACCCCUGACUGGCUAUAGGUCGGAGGAGCUCGUCGACCGAUUUGUCAAAGAUUUGAUCCAUUCAGACGACGUCGGCACCUUCACCACCGAGAUGAACGAAUCUAUAGCUACGGGCAACCCUUUGCGCAUGUUUUACCGCCUCAAAAAGAAGGAUGGCGAUUACGCCAUCUUCGAGUCCGUCGGGCAUGCCCACAUCGCCGCGGCGAGAUUCGCGCCGAAUCCGGAGAACCAAUCCCCGUUCUGCCAGGCCGUAUUCAUGAUGUCGCGUCCCUAUCCGACCAGGAAUGCGUCGUUGCUGGACUCCUUCCUAGAACACAAGAUUGAGAACGAGAGGCUGCGGCGAAGAAUCGCGGAGCUGAGGAGGGAGGAGGAGGAGGAGGAAGCGUCUCAGCAGAGCUGGUUAACCAGUCAAGAGGGCCGAUCCGACAUUACUCCGUCCGACGACACCAUAAUUACCUCUUCGCAGAGCCCUGCCGUGUUUACCCAACCAGCGGUGGUGGACUCGCAGGCGAUGCCGCCGCCGGAACGACCGACGCCGCUCAACAUAGCUUUGACGAGAGAAAAUCUCGAAGGUGUCACGGCAGGGAACCGGCCGGAUUCGAUCAGAGAUAAGAUGGCGAGAUACGAGGGUGCAUCGCAUACUGAGACUAUCGAGAUGCUGACCGGCCUGAGAUACGUGGAAGGGGAGCGGAGUCGCGGUAUCACCACGGGCAAUUCUAGCCCGACUCUGAUCAAGGGCGAUGUGGGUAUCGCAAUCCCGAUAGACAGAGACCCCAGAACGGGCGAGAAGAAAAAGAAGAUCAAAAUCGCCGAAGAAUACGUCUGCACCGAUUGUGGGACGCUUGACUCUCCCGAGUGGAGGAAGGGCCCCAGCGGGCCCAAGACGCUCUGCAACGCGUGCGGCCUUCGGUGGGCGAAGAAGGAAAAGAAGAGAAAUGCCGGCGGCGGCGGCGGCAAUGCCGGCCCUGGACCGCCAGUGCCCAUGGCCGAGCCGUGAGCUUCUUAGGUAAUACGGUAUGAGCUGACCUUUCUAGCUGGAUAUUAUCGUCCUCAGACGUUAUCGGUAUAUAUUAGAUCUCGAGGCCUGCGGCGUAUGGGGAAUCAUUGUGGGGAAAACGACGUGCUUAGUUUGUUUGGGACCUUUUGGCAGAUUCUGCUCGGGACACGGUGGGCAAGACAAGGCAAGGCAAGGCAAGGCAAGGC